AUGUCUUCCCGAGCUGUGCUCAUUGUUCUAGCGUUGACUCGCACGCUGGAGGUGGCGUGCCUGAAGACCUUUCCUCCAGGAUUCCGGUUUGGAGCUGCGUCAGCCGCCUACCAGAUAGAAGGAGGAUGGAAUGCCAGUGACAAAGGAGAAAGCGUCUGGGACCGCAUCGUGCACACCCGACCGGACUUCAUCGCGGACCGCAGCACCGGCGACGAGGCCUGCGACUCCUACCACCUUUGGGAGGAAGACCUCAAGAUCCUUGAGGAGUUGGGGGUGGACUUCUACAGGUUCUCCAUAAGCUGGCCCCGUCUCCUUCCGAGCGGCUUCACUAACCGCAUCAGCGAAGACGGUUGCCGCUACUACAGUGAUCUGAUCGACGGUCUACUUGCCCGGGGGAUCGCCCCUGUAGUCACCCUGUAUCAUUGGGACUUGCCACAGAACCUACAGGACCUUGGUACAUGGCUGCCGCUAUACUACAGCGAUCUGAUCGACGGCCUACUUGCCCGGGGCAUCGCCCCUGUAGUGACGCUCUACCAUUGGGACUUGUCACAGAACCUACAGGCCCUUGGAGGCUGGACGAAUCCCCUCGUGGUGGAGUGGUUCGCCGACUACGCUCGUGUGGUGUUCGCUCUGUUCGCCGACCGCGUCCACACCUGGAUCACCAUCAACGAGCCUUGCUUCGUCUGCGACGGCGCCUACAGGGACAUGAUCGCUCCAGGGCUGAAGGUGAAGCUCUUCUUAGACACAUAUAUCACAUGGACGAACCCCCUCGUGGUGCGGUGGUUCGCGGACUACGCUCGCGUGGUUUUCGCUCUGUUCGCCGGGCGCGUGCGCACCUGGAUCACCGUCAACGAGCCCUGCUUCGUCUGCGACGGCGCCUACAGGGACAUGAUCGCUCCAGGGCUGAAGGUGAAACUCUUCUUAGACACAUAUAUCUCUUGGACGAACCCCCUCGUGGUGCGGUGGUUCGCGGACUACGCUCGUGUGGUGUUCGCUCUGUUCGCCGGCCGCGUCAACACCUGGAUCACCAUCAACGAGCCCUGCUUCGUCUGCGACGGCGCCUACAGGGACAUGAUCUCUCCAGGGUUGAAGGACCACGAGAUAGGGGCGUUGUUGUGCACGAAGUACGUCCUGCUCGCGCACGCUGCGGCGUACAGGAUAUACGACGAGGAAUAUAAACAUAAAUAUGGCGGCGAAGUGUCUAUCACCAAUCAGGAGUUUUGGUUGGAGCCGAAAACUGAAGCUGACUUGGAGUUGAUGCUAUUGGCCAGAGAAUAUGCUUUCGGCCGCUACACUUACCCCAUUUACUCGGCGGAGGGGGGCUGGCCGCCCGCGCUGGAGGCCUACAUGGCGCUGAAGAGUGAGAAGGAGGGCUACCCUCGCUCCAGGCUGCCUCCUCUUACUCCUGAGGAGAUCCAGCUGAUAAAAGGCUCGUUCGACUUCUUCGCCCUGAACCACUACACGUCGCGCACAGUGCGCGCACUGACGCCGGGCGAGCAGCCGGGACAGUACAUGUUCGAGAGUGUCGAGGAGGUCGGCGCGGUGCUGGAGGGCAGGGAACAGUGGCCCAGCGACGGCUCAGGGUGGCUCAGGGUGAAUCCUGAAGGUUUCCGGCAGAACCUGAACCUGACGCGUCAACUGUACGGCGACGUCCGCGUCCUAAUCACCGAGAACGGGUGCUCCAGCGACGACACCUUGAACGACACGGGCCGGGUCCACUACAUCCACGACUACUUGGAACAGGUACUGCUAGCCAUAGAGGACGGAGUGAACGUGGUCGGCUACACGGCGUGGUCGCUCAUGGACGACUUCGAGUGGGUGGAUGGAUACCAGACCCGGUUCGGUCUGCACGCGGUAAACUUCACGGACCCGCGGCGCACGCGCACCGCCAAGGCGUCGGCCAAGUACUACAGGGACGUCAUCCGUUCCCGCUCGUUACGCGCAGAUCAUGACAUCAAACUAUAG
Molecule: messenger RNA, 1965 nt
Organism: Cydia fagiglandana
Lineage: Eukaryota; Metazoa; Arthropoda; Insecta; Lepidoptera; Tortricidae
Product: myrosinase 1-like
Exons: 13
Coding region: 1-1965 (654 amino acids)
Biological process (GO): carbohydrate metabolic process
Molecular function (GO): beta-glucosidase activity
Source: RefSeq, a predicted model, not a curated record